UUGGCAGCACCCGAUGUUUCUCCACCCCUGUCGAGCUUGUUUUUGUUGGAUUUUUAAAUUUUCAAAUUAUUUUCCCGGAAAAUUCGCGAUCCACGCAGAGGCAAAGGACGCGAUUUAAACUACCUGCGGUCGCAGAUUCCCGCGAACCUGGUCGCGAGCAGGCAGAAAAACUCAAGUAAUGCCUUCGCCGUGCAUGAAUAUAAGGAAACGACGCUCGAUCCAGACACGCCAGAGCAAAUGGACACCUCGGUAAAUACGCGCGCGGACGACCAGGCAAACAGCUCCCUCCGCCUACAUUGCUCGCUCUCCUCCGUUGAGAUGGAGAAUGAAAUGGAGAUGGAGGCGGAGAGCGACCUCUCGCUGGCCUUCGAACGAGACGAAGACGCUGGGCAGUCUGGCGGCAGCUGGGACGAACUACCUGCUUUCGAGAUCCGCGCCUUCUGUCCACACGGGCGGACGCCCUCUCCCAUAGACGACCUCAACCUAUCGGAUAUCGAAACCCCCAAGCAACAGCUGCAUCAUCAGUCUUCGGAGGAGUUGCGCUACAAUAAUCCGGAAUUUGUGGCCCUGCACGACAUAAACGCCCAGAUCAGCCCGCCCAGCGACGCGGACACCUCCAAGAGCAGCAACAACCUUGAAACCAUCUUCGAAGGCGUUUUCCUGCACACCCCGCCGAGGGAGAAGGCAAACGCCGCUGGAAGCCCCAGUUCAACGCGUUUUACACCUAAGCGCAGCCGGGCCAAUCUUAUGGAGCUGGUGGCCAUCGGCAACCGGCUGAAUGGCGGGAAGGAAAACCAAUCGCCAUGCGCUCACUUAUCAAAGUCGCCGGCGCAGUCUCCGACCAAGGACCCCACCUAAACAGUCAACCCCAACCAAAGCCACGGAGCCCUCGCUCAGACUGCCAUCGAUUUUCUAGACUAAGUAACGAUUCUCCUGUACACAUGCAUGUGUAUUCUUAGAUGUUUGCCCAACCGUGCUACAGCCUAAUGUAGUUGUGAAAUAAAGAUUGUCUUUCCAUGUUUCAAACAUUAA
Molecule: messenger RNA, 1032 nt
Organism: Drosophila bipectinata
Lineage: Eukaryota; Metazoa; Arthropoda; Insecta; Diptera; Drosophilidae
Source: RefSeq, a predicted model, not a curated record